AUGAACUACCUUAAGGCAAAUACUAGUAGAUCCCUUCUACUUAAAGUAGAGCCAUUUACUGGUGAUGAUAUUCUUACUAGUUUCUUACAUGGAGUUGCUGAUGAGUGGCAAACAACUUUCUAUGUGACUCAAAAUACAGCAGGAACAUCAAAUUGGG
Messenger RNA from Scutellospora calospora, 157 nucleotides. NCBI's taxonomy places the organism in Eukaryota, Fungi, Glomeromycota, Glomeromycetes, Diversisporales, Gigasporaceae. The record is from the annotation of a GenBank genome assembly.